CCUUAACCAACGAAAAAAGUCGGUCUCAUUUACAUGGAAUCGCCCGCAUGUCAACGUGAACAUUCUGCUAUUUUUACGAGUAUAGAGGGGAUGUUGGGCAUCGGUUAUGGCCGCACUUGGAAGCUCUGAACUACGACUAGUACAAACUGGUCAAACUACAUUCACAAUGAAAUCGAAUAAGAAAAUCUGUAUUGCGGAUUUGGAAUAUCUGAGAAAGUAGCAAUUUCGGUUUUGUUCGGUCCGUAUCAAUGGUCAAAAUUCUUGCGUGGACCAUCCCCCUCUCCAUUUUUUUGAAAUCGUCACAUCUGGGUGGAAUGUAAGUAUCUAGUUGACGGAAAAAAGCACAAAGCGCUGAUCGUUGUACGACUUAAUACCGUUUUGCUAUUCACACGCACCAACAGCCACGGAGCCCUUGCACUGCUGUACCGAAAAAGAUGGACGUUGUGGGACCUAGACUCUCUUCGUCGUCCUUGCGGGGCUCAUUCGUGGUUGCCUGCUGAUAGCGCCCCCGCCACCUCCAGUGGCUGCGAUAUGGCCUCCCGGAUCGGAUGAAGUGUCUGUGAAGAGGUUUUGAGGCACCGUGUGCGAAAGAUACGAAGUGUUUUAUGAUCGAAGAGGAGUACCUCUGCGGCAGGCCACACGGAGCGGAAGUACCUCAACCGCUGCCCAAGCGCCUCCAGCAGCAUGAAGACCAUGUAGAACUACCCGUAGCACACGAUAGUUUCGAGCCACCUGAGGUGAACAAAAACCACGCGCGGCGCCGCUGUGUGACGAAAUGCAGGGCGAGCGUGGACGGCGGACGUGGGCGGAUGUCCAAGGACGGCUACCUUACCGCGCGGGCCACUGAAAUGCGACCUAGACCUUUCCUGCUGUGAUGGAAGAAGGGAAAAUUUUGUCAUACCAGUCGAACUCCUUUCACUGGUCUUGCGGCACUGUGCCCUUGCGUAUUAGAAUGCACUCACGGUUGCGUUGAUGCUGGUAGCAAAUUGCUGUACCAACCUUGACACCGAAAUAUGAGUAUCAGACGCCGCCGCGGCAACGCAGGAAGGCAAGAGGAAACAUGAGAAAAACAGAACGUGCGCUCUUCGUGCCCGUUUGUUUCGAAAGAAGAUUUUAUCGAUUCUCGCUUUACGUUCGCC
Molecule: messenger RNA, 1139 nt
Organism: Amoebophrya sp. A120
Lineage: Eukaryota; Dinophyceae; Syndiniales; Amoebophryaceae
Source: the annotation of a GenBank genome assembly